ACAAAACGUUUUGCUUCCUGGUGACAAUUAGUUUUCGUUUUAGUUUGAAAACUACGUUUUGUGGAAUUUUGAACUUUGUUUAUAUUCAACAUGUCACGCGAUGUAGCUAAACUCGAUUUAUAUGGAAUACUUGGAGUGGGUGAGGAAGCGACAGAAAAGGAAAUUGUAAAAGCGUAUCGCAAAACUGCUUUGAAAUGCCAUCCAGAUAAAAACCCAGAUGAUUCAAAAGCUGCAGAAAAGUUUCAGGAAUUGUCCAAAGCGCUAGAAAUACUUACAGAUGUGUCAGCAAGGGCUGCUUAUGAUAAAAUUAUAAAAUCCAAGAAGGCUGCAGAGUUUCGACAUAAACAUUUGGAUAGCAAAAGAAAGAAGUUUAAAGAAGAUUUGGAGGCGAGGGAAUAUGCAGCACAAGCGAAGAGGGACACAGGCUAUGAAGCCCAAGCAGACCUGAAAGCUGAGAUCGAAAGACUUCGGAAAGAAGGUUCAAAAUUACUGGAACGAGAACAAGAACUUUUGCGACAGAGACUAUCGGAGACAAAGACAAAACCAGACAAUACCGAGUCUGAAACGGUUGUGUUGCCCAAAUUAAAAAUUAAGUGGAAAGCCAAAAAAGAUGACGGAUCAAAUGGUGGAUACACGUAUGAUGACCUCUUUAAAUGUUUGAAUAAGUACGGUGACAUUUCAGCUCUCAUUGUGUCAAACAAGAAAAAUGGUGCAGCAAUUGUGGAGUUUAAAAACAGCAGGGAUGCUCAGUUUGCUGUUCAGUUUGAAAAGGGACACCCUGACAACCCACUGACUUUGACAUGGUUGUCGGGGAAACCAUCAGAGGUUUCCGAAGGUUGUUAUAACAGUGACAUUAGUAAUGCCAGCAGUGAUGUUUCCCGGACUGCGAACACGACAAAUGAUAAUCCAAUAUACACCAGUGUGCCCAUUUCUUCUAAUGAUCGAAAUUUUGAAAGUUUGGUUUUAAUGAAAAUGAGACAGGCAGAAGAGAGAAGAAAAUUAAUUGAGCAAAUGCAAAAAGAAGAUGAAGCAGUGUAAUAAAUGAAGGAUGCUCUAGAAAUUUAAA
This is a messenger RNA of Gigantopelta aegis, 1066 nucleotides long. Its product is annotated as dnaJ homolog subfamily C member 17-like. The record is from RefSeq and is a predicted model, not a curated record. Gene Ontology annotation, cellular component: spliceosomal complex. The coding region runs from base 91 to 1038 and encodes 315 amino acids. Gene Ontology annotation, biological process: spliceosomal complex disassembly. Gene Ontology annotation, molecular function: RNA binding. The transcript has a single exon. Lineage: Eukaryota; Metazoa; Mollusca; Gastropoda; Neomphalida; Peltospiridae.